This is a messenger RNA of Rodentolepis nana, 1272 nucleotides long. NCBI's taxonomy places the organism in Eukaryota, Metazoa, Platyhelminthes, Cestoda, Cyclophyllidea, Hymenolepididae. The record is from the annotation of a GenBank genome assembly.
AUGUUAAUUAAUACAUUAAUUAAGAAAUGCGAUUUGCAGAAUGCCAACAACAUUUUGCUGACACCGAGGCAGAGAUGUGAGGCCAAAGAAUUGUUGCUGAAGAGUAAGAGCACACAACUUCCGGACGACACAGAUUUGAACGAUCUGUGGAAUGUUUUGGAAAAGAAGAAAGAUGCUUCAGUGGAUGAAAAGGAGUGGUUCAUCACCUACCCCAAGUUCCUCGAGGCUAAGCAAGAAGUUUGUUCCAAAGUCAGCUUCGAGUCCAAAGCAUCACUACUCCACAAUUGUGCACAAGAAAUGUUACCAAGUUAUGAGCACACCCUUGGAGUUAAAUCGGAGGAUUUGUUUAAUGUCACUCGCAUUCAGCAGAAUGAGUUGUUCACCUCACAGUUCUUGCUUGCACAAUCACUUACUCAAUUAUUCCAAUUGAAACCACUUGAGGGGAAUGAUGAGCGAGCUGUUAUUGAGUCGUGUGUGGAUAGUGGAGGAGCAAUUAGGCGUCAAGAAUGUGAUUAUGAAAACAGGGCAAUAGUUGUAGCAGAUGGAAAAUUGUGUGAAAUUGGACGCAAAUCAAGCAAUGAGAACGCAUUGGACAAGUAUGGUAUUGGUUCUUUUAACUCAGGUUUUGCGGUAAGCGAAGUGGACGAAGAAUACAAACCAUUCUACAUCAGUUUCGUGGUUCGCACGUUUCUCUUCUUCCUCGAUCCUCUGUGCGCCGAUCACAUUCGGAUCCUCGAUGUGCUUGCCUCUGGGCUCAUUGAACCACUUCUCCAACUGGCCGACACACCCUUGACUCAGGCACAGCUGGAGGAGAACCCCCUCACAAUCCAACGCGUUAUGAUUGCCUACACCAAUUUCCUUCUACUGGAUACUGAUAGGAGUGGAAUGCUCUCGAGAGAAGAGUCAAACAGACAUUUGCGUCAACCUGAAAGCAGUGUAGUAACUGAUUCUUCUCAUUCCCCAACAGCCUUCUUGGAUGGGGUGUUUCAAUCAUGUCUCACGUAUGGCGGUGAAAUGGACUUCAGAGUCUACCUCGAUUUGGUGCUAUCGAUAGAGAACCGCAAACUACCCCAAUCAAUCGCCUUCUUCUUCCGAAUUGUUGACUCGGGUGAACAAGGCCGACUGUGCGUCAAAAGUGUGAAGUAUUUGGUCAAAUCACUUUUCCAACUUCUUCCAGACGAACCUGAUGCUCGAACACUUCGCGAUGUAGUGGAUGAAAUCUUCGAUAUGCAAGUUGCAGAAACACGACUCUUAUUCAUUCCCCACUUUUGA